Daphnia pulex (common water flea) is the source of this 1515-nucleotide messenger RNA. RefSeq names its product serine/threonine-protein kinase Nek1-like. NCBI's taxonomy places the organism in Eukaryota, Metazoa, Arthropoda, Branchiopoda, Diplostraca, Daphniidae. Gene Ontology annotation, molecular function: ATP binding; protein kinase activity. Gene Ontology annotation, biological process: protein phosphorylation. The transcript has 2 exons. The record is from RefSeq and is a predicted model, not a curated record. Bases 1 to 1452 code for a protein of 483 amino acids.
AUGGCGUUGAAUUACAUCAAGGAACGAGUGCUCGGUCGUGGAUCUUUUGGGACUGUUUUCUUGAUACGAAUGGCGACGGCUGAGGCGAAAGGAGCAAACGGGGUACGUAGCAAUUGCAAAAGUCCUGAAAACGGAGCUUUGAAUUACGUGCUGAAGGAAAUCUGCAUCCGAGAUGAAAAACAACGCGAUGCUGCCCGUCAGGAAGGCCGACUCUUGUCUCAGUUGAAUCAUUCGAAUAUCAUUCGCUAUUUCGACUCUUUUGAAUCACCCGUCACCGGAAAUUUAUGUCUCGUGAUGGAGUAUUGCCCAGGAGGUGACGUCGCAGCUGUCAUUCGUCAAAGACGAGGUGUUCCAAUCCCAGAGACACAAAUUCUCAAUUGGUUUCAACAACUAGCCUCAGCCCUGGAUUACCUUCACAAGCGGAAAAUCCUACACAGAGAUAUCAAAACGGGCAACAUUUUUGUGACGGCCAAUCCUUCGGUACUGAAACUUGGCGAUUUCGGUGUGGCCAAAGUGCUUGAACGGACUGGCCAAAUGGCACGGACGUGCGUCGGUACGCCGGGAUAUUUGUCGCCUGAGAUUUGCGGGAAUCGCCAAUACAACAGUAAAAGUGAUAUCUGGAGUUUGGGGUGUGUCUUGUACCAGUUAAUGACCCUUCGGCCGCCAUUCACGGGGCGUAACAUGAACCAGUUGUUGAUCGCCAUAGUGCGCGGCCACUUCCCCCCGAUGCCGGCCCGUUACAGCUACGAACUGCGACAGACUGUAGCAACAAUGUUGCGAAAGAAUCCCGAAGACCGACCAUCAGCUGAAGCUCUCCUCAGGAAACGCCUUUUCUCAAUCAAACAGACGCAUCAGUCUGUUACCAAACGAAAGCUAGUUAUCAGUUCCAUCAACCGCAAAUCACUCGGGUCUCUUUCGGUCUAUGCUACCCCGCUAACACGGCCUGCAAAAGGAACAUUCGUCAAAAGUAAGAGCCAAAUUGUUAAGACUAAAAAAGAUCCUCGUCGAAGGUGGAAUCCACCAACGCAAACUUUGAUCGGUGCUCUCAGCUCGUUAACACUGACGGACGCGACGUCUACUUACACUUUGACAAAUGACCGAUCAUGGUCACUUGAUCAUCUCUCUGAGAAUACUUACGAUGAAUCAGACGAGUCGCAGCAAUCAGUUGAUUCCGAUAUUCUCUGCUGCAUCAACGACCGGAAUACUAUCGUGAGGACAUCUGAUGAAACGCAAUAUCACCGACUGGAACGUUGGAUGGUCUCUCUUGAAGCAGUCCAUGGCGUCAAACUACUGAAAGAUGUUAGUGGGCGUCUGGUGAAUGCAGCGAUAUCAGAAGUGGAAUACGUCGUACGUGACAUUUUGUUUAAUAAAAUUUCGGAAUCAUCCAUCAACGAGCUGGUGGAUUUUUUUACCUUUCAAAGACGUCUUUACCUCAGCAAUUUUGGUGUUUAAAUACUUUGAUUUGUUAUUUUUCUUUAUGUGUGCAAAAUAAAAUGGGGUACCCUUUUAUGUAAA